AUGGUGGUAGAUACUUCAUACUACGACGCCCUGGGCGUGCCUCCAACGGCUACGCUGCUCGAGAUCAAGAAAUCAUACAGGAAACUAGCGAUCACAACGCAUCCGGACAAGAAUCCCGGCGACGAAACCGCGCAUACCAGAUUUCAGGCUAUCGGAGAAGCCUACCAAGUUUUGAGCGAUGAAACCCUACGAAAACAAUAUGAUAAGUUUGGAAAGGAUAAGGCUGUGCCUGGUGGUGGAUUCGAGGACCCCGCGGAGCUGUUUGGCAUGAUAUUCGGUGGUGAAGCUUUCGUCGACUGGAUAGGUGAAAUAUCGCUCAUGAAGGAUCUCACCAAGACCAUGGACAUCACCAUGCAGCAAAUGGAGGAAGACGAAGAGCUUGCAAAGGAAGCCGAAUCCAAGCUCCACGUAAAUACCCCCGCACCAUCGCAACCCGGUGAAAAGUCGACUCCUGCCCCAUCUGCCACCGUCGUCGAUGAUGAAGAAACCAAGAAGGAGAAAGCUGCGGGAACUACUGCGGCUGCUGGAGCUGCUGGGGCUACUCCAGAAGCCAGCUCCGGCACCAGCACCCCGCGGCGGCAGUUGGGCCAGCAGGCAAUCAUGGAUAAAUCCGAGGAAGAAGCUAGAAUGCAAGCUGAAGGCCUGACACCCGAGGAGAAGGAACUACGAAAAAAGGAGAAGAAGAAGGGUCUCUCGAAGGAACAACGAGAGCAACUCGCUGCAUUUGAGCUAGAGAGGAAGAAACAGCGUGAGGAACGAGUCAACACCCUUUCGCGCAAACUGAUAGAUCGACUCAGUGUCUGGACCGAGACGGAUAAGGGGCCCGAUGUCACCACCGCGUUCCAGGAAAAGAUCAGACUCGAAGUCGAGAACUUGAAGAUGGAAUCGUUCGGCCUGGAAAUCCUACACGCUAUCGGAAGCACGUAUCACUCCAAGGGAACGUCUUUCCUUAAAUCACAGAAAUUCCUCGGCAUAUCUGGAUUCUUCUCAAGGCUGAAGGAUAAGGGUAACCUCGCCAGGGAGACAUGGACUACCAUCUCCACUGCUUUGGAUGCACAGAUGACGAUGGAGGAGAUGGCCAAGCUAGAAGAAAAGGGAGGUGAGGAUUGGACCGAUGAGAAGAAGGCAGAGUAUGAGAAGAGAGUUACCGGAAAGAUUCUUGCCGCUGCUUGGCGAGGAAGCAAGUUCGAGAUCCAGAGUGUCCUGCGCGAAGUCUGUGAUCAGAUCUUGAAUGAUAAAGCAAUCCGUCUGGAGAAACGGGCCGAACGUGACCCUAACGAAGAAGGAGAGUACAUGGCUUUUGAAGAGCUAAUGGCAGACAGCAUGGCGAAGAAGGAUGAUAAGAAGAAAUCUGCCGCAGCAGCAGCAUCAGCAAAACAACCCGAACCAACCUCCAGCAUUUAG
Molecule: messenger RNA, 1404 nt
Organism: Arthroderma uncinatum
Lineage: Eukaryota; Fungi; Ascomycota; Eurotiomycetes; Onygenales; Arthrodermataceae
Exons: 5
Coding region: 1-1404 (467 amino acids)
Biological process (GO): protein import into peroxisome matrix
Cellular component (GO): cytosol
Source: RefSeq, a predicted model, not a curated record